Molecule: messenger RNA, 2512 nt
Organism: Seriola dumerili (greater amberjack)
Lineage: Eukaryota; Metazoa; Chordata; Actinopteri; Carangiformes; Carangidae
Gene: atad1b
Product: ATPase family, AAA domain containing 1
Exons: 10
Coding region: 100-1194 (364 amino acids)
Cellular component (GO): mitochondrial outer membrane
Molecular function (GO): ATP binding; ATP hydrolysis activity
Source: RefSeq, a predicted model, not a curated record
AGACAACCCACACCACCGAGGAGCAGACCGGGGAAGUGCCGCUGACUGACGUGACCGGAGGAGCCCUGUGUGUAUUUCCUGUCCUCUCUGACUUUGACCAUGGUGUUGAGGGAGGUCCCAGCUGAAAACAUCGCCCGUCCUCUGGGCAGGAACGAGGUCAUCGGCCUCCUCUUCCGCCUCACCAUAUUCGGAGCCGUCACCUACUUCACCAUUAAGUGGAUGGUUGAUGCCAUCGACCCCACCAGGAAGCAGAAGGUGGAGGCCCAGAAACAGGCCGAGAAGUUGAUGCGUCAGAUCGGAGUAAAAAAUGUGAAGCUGUCAGAGUACGAGAUGAGCAUCGCAGCUCACCUGGUCGACCCGCUCAGCAUGCAGAUCACCUGGAGAGACAUCGCAGGUCUGGAUGAGGUGAUCACAGAGUUAAAGGAGACAGUGAUUUUACCUGUUCAGAAGAGACACCUGUUCCAGGGAUCCAGGCUUCUGCAGCCACCAAAAGGCGUGUUGCUGUAUGGGCCCCCCGGCUGCGGUAAAACGCUGAUCGCCAAGGCGACGGCCAAGGAGGCGGGGUUUCGUUUCAUCAACCUGCAGCCGAGCACGUUGACCGACAAGUGGUAUGGAGAGUCCCAGAAACUGGCUGCUGCUGUGUUCUCAUUGGCUGUUAAACUGCAGCCGUCAAUCAUCUUCAUCGACGAGAUAGACUCGUUCCUGAGGAGUCGCUCCAGCUCAGACCACGAGGCCACGGCCAUGAUGAAGGCUCAGUUCAUGAGUCUGUGGGACGGACUGGACACCGACCACAACUGCCAGGUGAUCAUCAUGGGAGCCACCAACCGGCCUCAGGAUCUGGACUCUGCCAUCCUGAGGAGGAUGCCCACCAGGUUCCACAUCAACCAGCCGAGUGUGAGGCAGAGAGAGCAGAUCCUAAAACUCAUCCUGGAGAACGAGAGCGUUGACUCCUCUGUUGACCUCAUCGACAUCGCCAAGGAGACAGACGGUUUCUCAGGAAGUGAUCUCAGAGAGAUGUGUCGCGACGCUGCACUGCUCUGUGUGCGAGACUUCGUCCACAGUCAGAACGACAGUUCCUCUGAGGACUUUAUUCGUCCCAUCCAUCAGUCCGAUCUUCAGAAGUCGAUCAGUAAGAUGAAGAAAUCUAAAUCGGCGGGCGGACACGGCGCCCUGUUGCAUGCUGCUCUGGACUGAACACAUUGAUCACUUGACCUCAGCCGAGCCUGCACUCACAGGUUCGAUUCCAGAGCCGUCGAUCAGCUGAUGUCUCUACACGUGUUUAAUAUGUUCCACAUGUGCCACAGUUUUUGUUUCUGCUGUUUUUAUUUAAAUCUGCUGAUCAUGUCGCUGACGGUCCUCCAGGUCCCACACCCUGACCCGGACCCGGACCCUCCAUGACCUCCAGACACAGAAAAGAAAAAUUAAUCAUUUCUGUGUCUGAAGGUGGAGCGAUGAAGCUGGAGUCUCGUCGUUAUGGUAACGCUUCCUGCUUUUUCCUGUGUAAAUAAACUGACAGUCGAUCAGUGAAACGUCUUUUUAACAAAUCAAUCACACAUGAGACGUUGGCUCCUGAUUGGACCAGACUUCAGGGCCGUGACCCCUGACCUUUCUGCUGGGAUGAUGUGUUGAGGGUCCUGUUCACUUGUCUGGAGUUUUUUUUUUUUUUUCUUGGUGUCUAUUUUUCUCGCCUAAAGUUGUAAAUGUUAAAAAACAUCUCAGUUUGAUGUUUAACGUUUGAACUGGACCUGGACUCUCUCAAACAGACGUUAUCUGCAUGUUCAGCAGAACCACUCUGCUGUUCGUUAGCGUCAUAAGAAUCAGUUAAUUGUAAUUACUGUUUGAAGACUUGUGACCUUUAACGAGUUCUUUCUGAAGGUCGUUAGGAAACGAGCAACUCUGUUACGUUUCUGAAGCGUUUACACUGUAAAAUAAAACUGUAAACAGAAGAAUCUGAACAUUUAGUUUGAAACUGUGUGAAGGUGAAUUUCAUCUUUUCUAUGAAGUGUACUUUAUUAUUAUUAUUAUUAUUAUUAUGCUUUUAUUCUGAGGUUUGAAUGUGGAAAGAACUCAGCUGUGUUUUCUAUUCUGGGAUGAAAAGAAUAGAAACCACAGUCAAGCUUCACUGGGGAUUAUUUCCUCAUCUGAUCGAUCAAUAGUUUGGUUUAUUAAAAUCUCCACGGUGACGUUUUCAGACGUGUUUUGUUUUGACCGACAGUUCAAAACCCAAAGAUUCGGAUUCAGUUUCCAAUCACAGAAAAAAAUAUGAUGAACACAUUUAACAAACUGAAAUCAAAGAUUAUUUUUCUGCCUUUUAAUAAUAAUAAAUAUCAAUCAAUUAUUCCACUAAUUGUUUCGUCAUCAUCAUUAAAUCACAGCAUCAAAUGUCAAUGUAAACAAAACCAGAAGAGAACCAGGAGGAUUUUUUUUACAAUGUAGUUGUUUCCUGUUAUGAUGUAAGAAACUAUGAUGGAACAGAAAAAUGAAAUUAUUAAAAAUAAAUUUUGAAAAUGUU